Messenger RNA from Epinephelus moara (kelp grouper), 9295 nucleotides. RefSeq names its product ArfGAP with SH3 domain, ankyrin repeat and PH domain 1a (gene asap1a). The transcript is spliced from 18 exons. Gene Ontology annotation, molecular function: protein binding; GTPase activator activity. NCBI's taxonomy places the organism in Eukaryota, Metazoa, Chordata, Actinopteri, Perciformes, Serranidae. Bases 1 to 2337 code for a protein of 778 amino acids. The record is from RefSeq and is a predicted model, not a curated record. Gene Ontology annotation, biological process: positive regulation of GTPase activity.
AUGGUCCUCCAGCAGCAGCAGGGGGCGCCACAUCACCUGACCUCAGCUCAGUCUAACAGACAGCCUGUCAGACUGAACCUGCUCACCUGUCAGGUGAAACCCAGCACAGAGGACAAGAAGUGCUUCAACCUGAUCUCCCAUAAUCGGACGUACCACUUUCAGGCUGAAGACGAGGCAGAGUUUGUCAGUUGGGUGUCUGUGCUGACCAACAGUAAGGAGGAGGCCCUGAAUGUGGCGUUUCAGGGCGGAGGUCAGAGCUCAGGUGUGGAGGAGGAGGAGCUUACCAAGAGCAUCAUUGACGAGGUGCUGCGGUCGCCAGGCAACGACAUCUGCUGCGACUGUGGAGCUUCAGAUCCUCGCUGGAUCUCCACUAACCUCGGCGUCCUGACCUGCAUCGAAUGUUCAGGGAUUCACAGAGAGAUGGGAGUCCAUGUGUCCAGAAUCCAGAGUCUGGAACUGGAUAAACUGGGAACGUCUGAGCUGCUGCUUGCCAGGAAUGUUGGGAACUGUAGUUUUAAUGACAUCAUGGAGGCCGGCCUAUCAUCUCUGUCCCUGAAGCCGACGGCGUCCAGCGACAUGAUGGUCAGGAAGGAGUUCAUCAACGCCAAAUACAUCGACCGCAAGUUCGUCAGGCGCACCGUCUCCAUGGUGACCAGCGGGCUGAACGAGGUGUACGAAGCGGUGCGAUCCAGAGACCUGCUGUCAAUCAUCCAGCUGUAUGCUGAGGGGGUGGAGCUUCUGCAGCCCUUACCUGAACCAGGGAAGGAAUCAGGAGAGACAGCGUUACAUCACUGUGUGCAGACAGCUGACCCCUCCUCCCUCCACCUGGUCGACUUCCUGGUUCAAAACAGUGGUAACCUGGACGGACAGACGGACGGAGGAAACACAGCUCUGCAUUACUGCUGUCUGUACAACAAGUCAGAGUGUGUGAAGCUGCUGUUGAGAGGAAAACCUGACAUCACCAUCACCAAUCAGAGUGGAGAGACAGCUCUGGACAUCGCCCAAAGACUGAAGAACUCUCAGUGUGAAGAACUGCUGGUGGAGGCAGUGUCCGGCAGGUUUAACCCUCACGUUCACGUUGAAUACGACUGGAGCCUCCGACUGGACGAACUGGACGAGAGCGACGAUGAACUGGACAAUAAGCCCAGUCCAGUGAAGAAGGAGCGCUCCCUCCGUCCUCAGAGUUUCUGUCCAUCCUCCAGUCUGUCCUCGCAGGAGAAGCUCUCUCUGCCAGCUUCCUUUGUUCCUCCUCACAGGGACAAGCAGCGUCUCUCCUACGGGGCGUUCACCGACCCCGUCUACAGCACCUCUGCUGACACGCCUCCGUCCCCAGGGCCUGACACCUCGGGACCUUCACCUGCUGCCAGAAGCCAUGGCAGAGGCCCUGUCACCGGCCCGCCCACCUCCCUGCCCCUCACGUCCCACAUCAGUGGAGGAGGAGGAAGCUCCACCCUGAAGAAGAGACCCCCUCCCCCUCCACCUGGACACAAGCGCACCCUGUCUGACCCUCCCAGCCCAGUCCUGCAGGGAGUCGCAGGUAAAGGAAGUGAGCUGACCCCCCCACUGGGAAACAGGACGUCACCUGCCAACAAGUUUGAGAGAAUCCAGCAGCAGCAGAGCGCCACCUCCAGUAACACCAAGUCCACACUGGGACCCAGAGUUCUGCCCAAACUACCUCAGAAAGUGGCUUUGAGGAAGAUCGACACCAUCCACCUCCCCUCUGUGGACAAACCCAGCCAGCCUCCAGACCUCCUUCACAAACCCUCCUCCUCCUCCUCCUCCUCCUCCCAGCCUGACCCCCAGAAGUCUCCUCCCUUCAUUGAUGCCUCCCCUAAACACCCCCUCACCCCGGUAGACUCCGCCCAGAGAGCCCCAUUAGCUGAGAAACCCCCGUCAUCCAACCUCCCCCCCAAACCUCACCUAUCUGACCUCCCCCCAAAGCCCCUCUUCAAAGACCUCCCACCCAAACCGCCACUCAGCGAAAGGCCCUGCCCCUCCCCUGUUGCUAUGGAGAUGCAGGGAUCCAGGCUGGUGGUGGCAGCAGAGAGCCAGCAGGAGGAGGCAUCACCUUGGCCAGCAGCUGAAGAUACAGAUGAGGCUGUGGAGACGCCCGUCCCUCUGCCGCGUAAAAUCAACUCUGUGAAGACUAAAAUCCGGCGGGUGAAAACCAUCUAUGACUGUCAGGCUGACAACGACGAUGAGCUGACCUUUGCUGAGGGAGAAGUCAUCAUUGUCACUGGAGAGGAGGACCAGGAGUGGUGGAUUGGACACAUCGAGGGACAGCCGGACAGAAAAGGCGUCUUCCCCAUGUCCUUCGUUUACAUCCUCUCUGACUGACAACCACAGAGACAAGUGUGAGGCCGCCGCCGCCGCCACAAGCCCCGCCCACACGCAGAGGUCACACAGGUGACAGUGGCCGGAGUCAGUCGGUCAGUGAUGCCGACAGGAACAAACUAACUGCACCUGGAUGUAAAUAGACUAUUAUUCUGCCUGACAGUGUUACCAUAGUAACAGUGUUACCAUAGCAACCCAGCAUGCAGACCCAAGCGGGCCAGUAGCAAAACAAUCUGCAGAGAAGGAAAAGGUCAGAGGUCACCGGGAGCAGGAUUCUGAUUGGACAGCAGCUCGUCACACCACCAGCCGAUCACAGAAGCACAACUGAAGGAAAGAGGCACAACGUCCAUCUGACGUCUGUCUCUGUCCUUUGUGUCCGUCCAGCUCGUCCUGGCUCCCAACUCGUCAAAAAACAGAGCUUUGUCAGUGGACGCCGGCGUCAGACACGGACGCAAAGAGACGCCUCACCCUGAGAUGCGGUCAGUUCGUAAUGUUGCCAGCAGCAACCGUCACAUAAAGAGUGAGUCUGUAAUCAGAGGACGGGGACGGAGGUGGACGAGACCAAUAGACUCCGAACCUUCACCCUGGACGCCGCUGUUCGUGUCACGUUUGAAUUUUAAACCAAACCAGGAUGUUUUUUUUAAACCUAACUGCGUGAUUUUUUUUUCCUGAACUGAAGGAAAUAAAAGUAAAUUUGAGGUGUUUCAUAGACGCUGUAACCUUAUUUUGAAAAGACUGUUGGCAUGUAACGAGCACAAACUGAGCACUUCCUGUGAAAACAGAAGUUUAUUUUGAAAAAAAACACGAUGAUGUAACAAACUGAAACACUGUCCCUGGACGUCUGUAACAGACGUAGGAAGUUCGCAGCGUGUCAUAUGAAGGCAUGCAGGUCCACUGACAAGGAGUCGGUAUUUGAUGAGUUGGGAUGAGAGCGUGUCGUCCUGUCUCACCUCAUGCAGAGGAAAUGGUAGCGACGUCCUCGUCCUCCUCACAGCUGAGCAGGAGCACUUCCUGUGUGUGGAUGUCCACAGAUCAUGAACCUGAGCGGCUGGACUGACGCAAUCUGACUGUUUCCUGUUUACCUGUGUCAAACAGCCGACUGGCUUCAUCUGUCAUUCACAAAACAGACUCGCCAUCAACACAUGGAGGUGUCAUGUCAUGAUGUUUGAACACAGGUGACAUCAUGGAAACCGGCGGAGGGUUCCCGCCAUUCUGGAAUUCCUGAAAAAGUUACAGAAUUAGAAAAAACUGAUUUCCAGGCCUGGAGAUGUUUUGAAAAAGUUUUAAUUCUACAUGAUAUCAGCUGUUGUAUUAAACAAGUUCAUAAACUUCCUGAAAAGUGCUGCGCGGCGUGACGGAUGAGACGUCACCAGUGUCGCAUGUCUGGCGUAGGCAGCUGGUUGGCGGCGGGAGAGACUAAUGUGCGGGUAAAGGUAGCGAGCAUUCAGUGUACGUCUCCACAGACAGAAGUGUUAGGGGCAAUAGCAAGUUAACCCAAAUGCAGACACGAGCAGGAGCCAGGAAUCAGUUAAUUGUAUUUAUUGUAGAGCCAGGGAUUCAGGGGUUGGAGGUAGGGCAGCAGGUUGGGGAGCGGAUCCAGAGGAGUUGAGGGAGAGCGUGAGACUGAAGACACACAGGAGCUAAAAUUAGUCAUGGGUAAAACUUCCAAAAAACAGAGCACAAAUUCAAGGCUUGAGCGUAACACUAACUAUGUAGAGAUUACAAUCUGGCGAGUGGAGAUGGCAGAGCUGAGUAUAAGAAGAGGUCUUGAUUAUGGCAAUGAGGUGCACCUGGUGGCUCCACCCUGACUCCAGCAUACCUGCAGACACAGAGAGAGAGAGAGAGAGGAGGGGGAGGAAGACGGCUACUGUGACGUCAUUCCAGGGGCCGAUGUAACAGUACCCCCCCUCUAUGGGCGCCACCUGGCGUCCAACCAGGCUAGUCAGGGUGGGUGGCAUGGAACUCCCAUACGAGGGAGGGGUCCACAAUCUAUUUAUGGGGCACCCACCCAGCAGCGCUCCUCGGGUCCUUUUCUUUCCCAAUCCACUAAAUACUGUAAACCACGGCCCCCCGUGGCGCACAUCCAACAGCCGUCGAACUGUAUAAGCCGGAUGGUUGUCGAUCAUCCGGGGUGGUGGAGGCGCUGCAACAGGAGGGGACAAAGGGCUGGAGCGGACAGGCUUAAUGAGGGAAACAUGGAAGGUGGGGUGAAUCCUGAGAGAGGUUGGCAGUUUUAGGCGUACAGCAGGGGGAUUAAUGAAUAAUUCAAAAGGACCAAUGAACCGAGGGGCGAGUUUCUUUGAGUCAACUUUCAGGGGGAGAUCCUUGGAAGAAAGCCAUACCUUUUGGCCAGGGGAAUAUACUGGAGCGGGGGCACGAUGACGAUUGACUUGAGUCUGGGACCUGGUGGAAGCACGGAGAAGAGCAGCCCUAGCCUUUGGAUUGAAGGUACUGCAAUCUCUGCUUCCUGAGAUGGGAAUAGCGGGGGUUGGUAACCAAGUGUGCAUUCAAAAGGUGACAUACCAGAGGAAGCGUUGACCAGGGUGUUGUGUGCGUAUUCCACCCAAGCCAGUUGUGCACUCCAGGAGGAUGGGCUGGUGGAAGUCACACAACGUAGAGCUGUUUCCAUCUCUUGGUUGGCCUGCUCGGUCUGGCCGUUAGACUGUGGGAAAGGCUGAGGAAAGGCUGACAUUAAUGUCAAGGGCAGAACAGAAAGCUUUCCAUACCUGGGAGGUGAACUGAGGUCCUCAGAGAUGAUGUCAGAAGGGAUGCCAUGCAGACGAAACACAUGAGUAACCAUGAGGUCAGCAGUCUCCCUGGAGAAGGGGAGCUUGGGCAGAGGUAUAAAGUUAGCCGCUUUAGAAAACCUGUCUAUGAUGGUUAGUAUGGCUGUGUUACCGUUUGAUGGGGGAAGACCGGUGACAAAGUCCAGUGCUAUAUGAGACCAGGGACAGCUGGGUAUGGCAAGCCGGAGGUGGGUUUAGUUGAGGUCUUGUUUUGGGCACAGACAGAGCAGGCAGAGACAAACUCUGGAACAUCCCUCUCCAAGGAUGGUCACCAGAAGCUGCGACGCAGGAAGGCAAGUGUCCGAUUAACACCAGGGUGGCAGGUCAGAUGGGUGGAAUGGGCCCACUGGAGAACAGCAGAGCGUACAGAGUCAGGAACAAACAAGGCAUUAAUGGGACCGUUACCUGGAUCAGGUUGAUUCUGCUGAGCUUGACGAACAUGUGAUUCAGUCUCCUAAGCAACAGCGGCAACAAUGCAUGUGGAUGGCAGGAUGGGGUCUGGCUCGGAACUGCAGCUGUCAGCAGUGAACUGGCGGGAAAGGGCGUCUGGCUUGACGUUUCUAGAUCCAGGGCGAUAAGUGAGUGAGAAAUUGAACCGACCAAAAAACAGAGUCCACCUUGCUUGUCCGGAGUUGAGACAGUUCUUGUGAUCCGUCCAGACUAUGAAGGAGUGAGCAGCACCUUCUAGCCAGUGAUGCCAUUCCUCUAAGGCUAACUUGAACCAGGAGUUCACGGUUUCCAAUGUCGUAGUUCAUUUCUGCGGAUGAGAGUUUUCGGGAAAAGAAUGCACAUGGGUGAAGUUUAUGGUCAGAAGGGGAACGUUGGGAUAACACUGCACCUACCCAGCCAGGAAUCAGUUAAUUGUAUUUAUUGUAGAGCCAGGGAGAGAGAGAGAGAGAGAGAGAGAGAGGAGGGGGAGGAAGACAGCUACUGUGACGUCAUUCCAGGGGCUGAUGUAAUACAGAAGUGCGUGGUUAAUAAUGAAUGGCUUCUGAACAACAAAUUAAAAACCCGACUCAAGAGAGGACGACUGUGAGGCUCACCUGUGAGAGCAUGUAGAAAGGCCUUGUCCUUGCUGCAGUGGCAGCAGGGUCGUUUCCAACUCACGGCUCUUUGCUGCAUGUCAUCCCAUCUGUCUCUGCCCCGUCACGCUGAUACUGUCCCAUCACAUAAAGGCUGAACAGUCAAAAAACAAAAAAAAUCUUUAAAAAAAAAAGGCCAACUAUCGCUGAGUAGGAUGUGAACUCUCUGGUCAGGUUGAGGGGCGGGGCUACAGUCAGCUGUGUUAAAGGGGAAAAGCAUCAAGACAACAGAGCGCCAGUGUGGGCACGUAUCCGGGCCAGAUAACCUUAUCGCUGUGUUUCUACUGUGUGUGAUCUGUGUCAGCGAACCAGAGUCAGAGCCUCAUUACUGCUUCCUGUCAUUGCUGCUCAGGCCUGAUGAUGACACAAACUCACGGUAACAUACUGUGGAAAUGUUUUGGAAAUGUGUCAGUCCAGAUGUGUGGAACAAAAAGGGAUGAUUGUUCGUCAGAGUAGAUUCAGGGUCACUGUUCUUAAACACACACGUUUCAUGAUCCUGGUGUGACGUUUAAUGAGAGCGAUGUUUGUUUCAGCCUCCGCUCUCUGUCCAGCUCUCUUGUUUCCUCCUGAAUCUUUUACACUUAAACAGAAGGAAGAAGAAGAAGAAGAAGAAGAAGAAGAAGACAUCCACCCUGUGAUUCACAUCAGCUCCUGAAUGUUCUGUGUUCUUCCUUGGUUGGUUUCAUCCUUCCACCAAGUUUCAUAAAAAUCAGGAGCCGUUUUCACAAACAUCCUGAGAAUCAGUCAGGGGUCAGAGGUCAGGAUGAUUCAGGAACGUUCUCAGAGAAAGUUUGAGUGAUGAUGGGACAGAAACUGUGACCUCAGUGAGGAGGUGUGGUCGACCCUGUUGUUAGGUGUGAUGUGAUUGGUUGUCAGAGACACGCCCCUCUGUGAGCCUGUAAGGUGUGAGGACACCCAGUGGACAUGAGAUGAACUGCAUCACAAUAUGAGACUGAAGGUGUUGUUACUGUUAAGCCCCGUCUCCACCAAACCCUUUCAGUCCAGCACCUCUGGAACCAGCAGUAACCCUUCAGACAUGGUACCUAGACCCUCGGUCUGUUCAGACAGUCCUCUUAAAUGUGGGCGGGGUUGUUGUCACUCACUGCUCCGUCCAGCACUCGCUGUAUUUCCUCAUCAGCGGUGACACAGAUGGAAGUCUGCACCUGGUUUAUCGUCCACAGAACGAGGCUGCACGCCCACAUUUUCAGAACAAAAUAGAACAGGCUGCAGUGAGAGUCUCUCUCCAUGGGAUAUUUAAAAAUAGCAGCUUUGUGCAUUUAGUCCUUCUCAGGCAAGCUCAGGGGUUUAGUGUUGCUGUAGCCCACAGGAAGUGAGGAUUAGAAUAUAUGACCUUCACAUAAUCCGCUCCAAAUUAAUCUAUAUUUUUAAAGUCAUUACUAAAAGUGUGUGUCAUAUAAAAACUAAAGUGAUGGUCAAAGUUGUCACAGUGAAAUUUAAGGUGUGCUGAUGGAUUCACGUCAUCAACUCAUGCAUUGAGUAACAUUACAAGUUAACGUUCCACCUUAAAAGUUGCCGGCAGUCGGCCCAGUGAAUGAAGUUAUUUUUUUCUCUUUCAUUUUAUAGUUGUAGUUUACUGAUGUAUGAACAGAGGUUACAUAAAACCAGAGUGACCGUCCUCUACUGACCAAUCAGACUGCAGGGUUCACAGCUCCACCUUUUAGUACCAGAUCUGUGUGCUAGGUACCCCAACAGAGGGGGGACCAAACAUGGGGACGCUAAGGAACGCUUCUGUUGGGACCAUCCACAACUUUCACUGUGGGAACAGAAACUUUGAACAGCUGGGAGGAGGCGGGGCUUCAGUCGUGAUCACUGCUGAUGAAGGUUGAGACAGACUCUACUCAUUACUGAUGUGUUUUUACAGUUUAUCUCAGUGAUGUCAUGAUUUUAUUUCCAGCGUUAUAGUGUUGUUUCAUUGGGUGGGAAAUGUGUGCGUCUCCCUGAUGACAUCAUCUGAUCUGUAGCAUUUCAUUUCCUCUGUCCACCGCGUUUGGAGAAUAUUUUCCUGACCUCUCUGUGUUUCCACCAUUUUCUCCUCUGAUUCACAAACUCUAUAAGUCCUCCUCCUCCUCCUCCUAAAGUAAUAAAUAAGAGGGAACGACCCCUCACCUCCUGACUCAGAUUCAGAAUAGUUCCAUGUCAGAUACACUCUGACUGUAUUUACUGUACCUACGUGUAUAAAACACACACCUGUACCUGUACAUACUGCACACCUGUUUACACCUGUUUCUGUUUCCUCUCAGCAUAGUCUCACUCUGAUUUCAGUCUGAACAACUCGAGAGGAGAAGUCGACUACGAGUCCCAGAGAGCAUUGCUGUAAGAGUCAUGCCAUCAGAAAGCUUCAGGUGUAAACCAAUAAGGAGACCCAGGGGUGAGAUGUAGCUGUAACAGAUGGAGGACCCAGGACCAGGAUCAGACCCAGGAUCAGUUUAUGUUCAGAGGAUUAAAAAUCUGUCGUUAAGAAGUUUUAAUUAAACUGCAGUAAAUUCACCACUGAUUUUUUUUUUUACAUUUUUAUUUUAAUAAAGAUAAACUCACUAGAGACACAGCAUCCUCAGUUCACCAAACCUCCUCCAGACUCACUGAGACAUUCAGACUGAAUCCUCUCGUUACUCCCAUCAAUUAAUCUUAACAAUAUAAUUAACAUAUGUAUUUUAAAGUGAUUCAUUAAUGGAUAUAUUAAGGUAUUUUAAGGGCUAAACUCCCUUUCAAUUGAUUAAACAACAUGAAAGAAGUUAAUUAAUUUAUACAUUAAAAUAACUUAAUUUAUCAAGCAAUCUUAAACCCUUAAUUUAAACCAUUAAAUAAAAUAUGAUCCAUUAGUUUUCCAUGAAUUAUCCCCAAAUUUAAGGGUCCCUGUAAUGUUACUCUGUAAAACAGUUUCUACCCUUUAAAUAAUAAUAAUAAAAAAAAACCUCUAAAUAACCUGGAAAUUAAAGUCAUGUUCUUCUUGAAAUCUCCUUUACUAAGUGCUUUUUAAGUUACAUUUUUAGUGGGUUUAGUUUUUAUGAAUUAAAGGCAUGGUUCAAUUUAAAGUUUUUUUUAAAGGGGUUACUUAAGGCAUAACUAAGGGAU